AUGAUGAUUAUGAUUAUCGCUGAUUCGUUUGUUUUUCGUUUAGUUAAUACUUCUGGUUGUGUCAGUGGAACAGUGUCAGCAAGUGACAGUCUCUGGUCCAAUGAUACUGCUGAUUCAGCUGUGAAUACUACUUUUCCUGAAGAUAACGACGAUGAUGAUGAUGCUGUCGAUGGUGCCGACGAUCUUUGUUCCAAUAAUCAGCCAGAUCCAGCAAUCAUUAAUAACAACAACACUCCUGCUUCAAUUAUUCCAGCAACUUGUCAAAUAUUUUUACAUGUAGCUGGUUUAAUUGAUGUUAAAAUGGAACAGAAACGUUGUGAACAUCGUUUAAUGGAAUUGAAAGAUUCCAUUGACAGUUUGGAGAGAAAACGUCAAAAUCCAACUUAUUCUCAAAAAGUACCAAUGAAAACACAAUUAAUGGAUACAAAAAAGUUGUAUGAAUUAAACUCGGAAUUGGAAGGAUUGAAAGAGGUGAUUUCCAAUUUGAAUGAUAUGAAACCAAUUGAUGAUGUUGAUCAUUCUACACUGAUGACAUCAACACCUGGUGAAAUAUUAUUCGACGCUUUGUGUGAUUACCUUGGUGUACAACCACAACAACAACAACAGCAGUGUCCGUCAACUUUAGUUGAUCUAGAAGC
Messenger RNA from Schistosoma turkestanicum, 638 nucleotides. The record is from the annotation of a GenBank genome assembly. Lineage: Eukaryota; Metazoa; Platyhelminthes; Trematoda; Strigeidida; Schistosomatidae.